AUACCCUCCUCUCUGUCUCUGUCUCUGUCCCUGUCUCUGCGUCCGCUGUAUUCUUUAAAUCCUCCCAGUUGUUGUAUCUCGUUUCGUUUUGCUGCUCGAUGGCGAUGAUACAAGCCCUCGCACCCCCCGAGUAUUUCCCUAAAAUUUCUCUUCCCUUUCAUCUUCCAGCAUCUCCUCCACUCCACACGUAGACUUAAUCGUUUUUUUUUUUAUCUACUGUACCUUUCGCAAGUGUUUUAUAUGAUUCCGCCUUAAACCUAAUCCCACGAUGUCUUCUUUAGCUCCGUUUCGAUAGAGACAAUCGGAACAUGCUAAAGAUUUAGUUAUCUCUGCAAAGCCAGGCUGCAACUUUGUGGGAUGGGUAAAAAUGGGAUUGUAGUCUUUGUUUUCAUAGUCAUUCUUGUCUCCAACACUUGCAGCAGCGCUUCUCAUCUCCGCAAGCUGAUUACUGGUGCACCGAACAACGCUUCCACGAAUUCAUCGGUUCCGCCCACUGGUAGCCCUACUCAUCAACUGAAGAAAGCACCCCAAACUACGGGGGAGCAUGAAGAUGCGAGGCACGGUGAUUCUCAUAAGGGCCAUCAGACUGACAAUGGAACCCUGCCGUCUGAUUCCAAGGAUGCCGGUCAAAAUUCCACCACUCGGAAAACAUCUACUGGAAAGAGCAAUGCGGAUACACUUGAUAGAGUAAAGGAGAAGUCGUUGGGCAACAAUAUCAGCUGUGAAGGAUCCCUUACAAGUUGCAGGCGCAAUGAGAUUAUCGCAUGCGUUAAAGCGCCCAAACAAAGUUAUUCGGACUUGUUCCUUGUAGUGCAAAAUCAAGGGAAAAGUAAUUUAAAAGUAGAUGUCAAUUUACCUAAUUAUUCAAAAAAUCCUUGGCAAACUUUCGAAGUGCACAAACAGAACGCUACAACGGUGAACAUCUCAUCAAUAGUGGGAAAGAGUGCUACCCUAUUUGUGAAUUUUGCCGAGGCUAAGUGUGAGCUUAGCUUGGCCAAUACUAUUUCACUGGACAACCUUAUGCAGCAGCUCACUUUCUAUUCAAAGCAGGUGACCCCAAUCUAUGCAGUAUAUGGCUUCUUUCUUUUGGUGUUGCUUUUCGGAGGGACAUGGGCAUGCUGCAAAUUCAGGAAGAGACACGUGGUAGGAGUUCCAUAUCAGGAACUAGAGAUGGGGUUACCUGAACCUUCCACAUCUGUUACAAAUGUUGAUGCAGCAGAAGGUUGGAAUCAUGACUGGGAUGAUGAUGAUGAUUGGGAUGAGGAGACUGCCGUAAAAUCACCGGCUGUGCACCAUGCCAGAAACAUCUCUGUGGACGGCCUCAUUUCUAGGCCUCAAAAGAAAGAUGGUUGGGAGUGGGAGGAUUGAGGAGGAAGAUAUGCACAGGAAGAAAGGGACCAUGAAUAGAUGGUAAAUGCCAGAAUGCAGUUGGUAUAAAACUCAUGCUCCACACCUUGUGUUAGUUAAUAAUGAUUCUUGAUGUGAGAAAAUGUCCCGUUAUAGAAAUUUUGGUACAAUGCUUUGUAAUUGAUACUGCUAGUCAAGAUCUUGGGCUAAAAGAACCGAAUGGCUCAGAGCUUAUACACGGAUCCUUGUAUACCAUACCAUUCUUGUAAAAGGUGUAGCAUUCAUUCUGUAGAGUA
Molecule: messenger RNA, 1643 nt
Organism: Andrographis paniculata
Lineage: Eukaryota; Viridiplantae; Streptophyta; Magnoliopsida; Lamiales; Acanthaceae
Exons: 4
Coding region: 358-1368 (336 amino acids)
Source: RefSeq, a predicted model, not a curated record